Messenger RNA from Aureobasidium uvarum, 2486 nucleotides. NCBI's taxonomy places the organism in Eukaryota, Fungi, Ascomycota, Dothideomycetes, Dothideales, Saccotheciaceae. The record is from the annotation of a GenBank genome assembly.
GUCCCAUCGCGAACAUGGCUCAAGUCGUGGCUCAGCGUCAGGUAGUAACCGCCAAGACUCAGUUGACUCAAAAGCAGAGUACGGAGACGGUUCAAGUCAUGCUUUAUACUUCGGUCGGUGCAGCCAAAGCUCCUCCCAUCCCUUCGGGCAUUUUCCCUUCGCUGGCCUUUGACACAGCCGAGUUUGAUGAUGACGACGAAUUCUAUACCUUGGAAGGUCUCAUGAACGGCGAACAUCCUCGCCGAGCACCGCCGUCCUCACCAUCCAGCACUUCAGUGAGACAAUCCGAGCGAGAAACAUUGAGUGUUCCACUACUCAAAAGAGGUCGAAGUAUCCGUGCAGACCAGCUUCUCGAUUCCCUUGUAGGUUACAUGACCAGGCCGGGUAUUGCGACGCUGACUCGAGCACUCAUUAGGNAUACAGCAUAUGAGGCACUGCAUCGAGGAACAUUGCAUGCCCUGCGCAUUCCACUCAUGAGCGACCCUGAGGUUAACUCCGACUCUCUCGAACUGUGGUCGUUUCGCAUAGUCUACAAGAAAUCCGCCGAAGGCGAACGUCUAGUAAAAGGUCUCGAGACCAAACUCGGAAACGAGGAUGUUUACGACCCAAGCCUAUGCGUUAUUGAUCUGCUGGGUCAGGUCUACGAUCAAUGCGGAGAACUCCCACAGUUGCCAGGUAACGAAGAUACUUGCGUCAUCUUUCUAUUGAGCCAUUUGCCUGAUUCAUCUCUGCAGNACGAUCGCUACAUUCAGCCAAGCAUCUUGUAUAGAGAGGAUGGAUGGGAGCCAAAGGGCUUUGUGGAAACUCAGUCCCAGCCAUCAGUUCAAGGAUUCGCAGGCUGGCACCGGCAUCCCGCAGAUCUAGGCAUUAUCGGUGGCCUUCAUCACGAUAUUCAUCUUUUGCUUAUAUUGCAAGCCUUGCACUACGGAUCGCGUCCCUUAAACAUGAGCAUUCCAGCANCUAGACGAAUUUCCCAAGAUCUCCGGUUCCGCAAGCCUGAAGUUGUUGAGGGAGGCCGGCUUUUCACCAGGACGUCGACUCUCUCCAGUGGUGAUCCUCCUAUCCGACCGAGGACAACCUCGCCUGCUCCAAGCAGAAGGACCUCUGCCGCCUCAGCUAUACCGGAGACACCUCAGCGUGAUGUCCAAUCCGACAAGAACGGAACAUCUUUUGCAGAUCGUCACGCCCUCGCAGAAGUCACGAACAAUCUCUUACUUGAUAAAGAUACACUUCCAGCAAACGGUGAAUUACAGAAUCCGGCUACAGCGCAUGUUAUCUCUAUCUCGGAGCAGCUACCACGUUCGGAAGUCUCGAGUGUAUCGCAAGUCGAUGAUGACAUGAGACGCAGGAGCUCACUAGACAACAUGGUAAGCUGGAAGUCGUUCAGAGCUUGCCACAGAACUAACAAGCUGUCCAGANUGAUGCCUAGCUCGUACCGUGAAGACAACAUUGCGACUCAAGUCAGGAGAAGUGCGACGCAGUUGUUAGGUGAUCAGGACAGUCCAAAUCCUGAACUUGCUGAGCAUAUGAAAAUCUAUGACUUUCUCACGAGCGAGACAGCACAUCAUCUGUGGGACGUGAUGUGCGAACUUCAGCAAAGACCGACACCGACGCUGGCGAACGUGUCCAUCACGAGUUGCCGAUGCCAGCUCCAUGACUUGAUGGACGAGAUGCAUUCUAUCUGUCAAGGCUAUUUAGAAGGCGACAGUCGUCAGCCUCCACGACAUGUCUGCCAUCUCUGCUUGCUGGGUCGUAUGGUCGACAGGGCCACUCUUAGAAGGCUCCGCGAGUUGGCUUUGGAACGUAGGGCAAUGGACCUGCUCCUCUCAGAAGAAGUCGAUAAUGCAGUGGAGUUGAGUAGAAAGCUCAGUAUGUACAAACGAUCCCAACCUUAUAACAUGCUGACAAGAAUUUCAACGACAGAUAUGCAAUUCGACAAAGUUGCAGAACUGGUCACGUCUCUGGUUUCACAUGGAUUCAUUGUGGAGCAAGGCAGACGCUCCACAAGAAACUCGCAGGGCAGGAUAAGCUUUCCAGACUCUGUCAGCACACCAGAGUAUAUCAAUUCGCUUGCAAGGCUCUUUGACCCAUGCCAAGUUGUGGGACAUCACUUCUCUGAUGUCGCAUUGUCAGACGACCCGGCUUCAGAUGUAGUACAAGCAUUGAGAGCAAGAUAUCCGAUUCUUGCCACACUUCCGAGGAGAAUGACACCCAAUGUCUCGCCAGAGCUAAAGAGAGCAGUAACUGCGAAUGCGAGCAGGACGAAGACAGGGAGUGCAAAACCUACUACGAAGAAGAGAGAAAGGACCGUUCAAGCAGAGGAAGCCGAAAUAAGCGAGCAAGCAACACCAGUUCGCCGGUCGUCCAGAGUAAGAACCNCCACACCAAAGAUGAAAGAGGCCAAAUUUGGCUUCUUCAUCAACGGACAGAACCUUCCUUCCAGGGAUAAUCCGGAGAUCAAGUCGAAGCGAUUCAAGGGUGACACG